GAACCCGCAUAUAGCAGAUUGAAACAUUACCUUCUCGCAGUUUGCUUAUUCGAUCUGCUCGAACUUGUCUGAGAAAAAUGAACAUCUUUGUUCUGACUUUCCUGGUCGGCUUGCAGUCAUUUACAUGGGCCUACUUUACUGAAGGGCCAUUAUUCCAAGGUGCAACUUCUUUUACCUUCGAAAUUUUGACGACGACGCUGAUCAAACCGACUCCUUGUUACGUUACGUCCGCUUCGGUAUCUCAAUGUCGAAGAAAGCGAGGAGUAGAAGAAAAACCGCGAAUCAUUUCCUUCGAUGACGACCUCGACAUUGCACCAUCAGCUGUUAUCGGGAUUGAAACUACACGUGCUCCACGUUUGACAACGAAACGAUAUAAUUCGGAAACAGUUCGCAGUUCGUUCGACAACUCGUAUUCCGCCUCGGUUAACAUUUUCCGACAACUUGCUGCUAAACAUCGUAGCAAUAAAAUCACAGUCGGUGAUUGUGGGUUGUCUACUGUCAAUCUUAGUCAGUUCCUUUCCUGUUUGGGCAUGACUCUUCAAGAAACAACAACAUUGACGGCCACCUUUAGACAAACUGAAACCUUGUCUUCCGGUUAUACUACAAUGACCGUGUUGGGUUGUACCCCAACAGCUUUCCCCUACACUUAUUGUCCAGCAACUGCGUCUGUUAGAGAAAUUUCGUACUCUGUCACACAUUAUGGACCGCCGUUGAAAAGAAUUGCCGGAUCAGCCACUGCACAGUCGUCGUUGACAGCUUCCAGGUCGACCGGAACAAUCAAUAAGGAAAAACGUGUUGAAUCGAAGAUCUAUCAAAUCAAAAUGAUUUGAUAAUUAAAGUAGUCCAGGAUGAAUCUCUCGUUUUACUACGGCGAAAACGAUGACUAACGAUGGCAUCUAUGGUAUUCCUAAUGUUUAAACUAUUUCGUUGCCUUAUUAUUUGCUCUAAAGGAGAUGCCUCAUUUGGUCUUUGCUUAAACUUGUUUCCCUAAUCUUUUGGUGGGGUUCUCCUUAACUGCUUGAGUUCAGGUAACUUUAUAAUCAAUAAAAUGACAUGUUUACACACUUUAGUUUGCUUCUGUCCAAAUAUAUAUGUAUACUGUACAUGAAUAUGUCUGUAUAUAUAUAGAGUUAUCUAGGAAUUGUUGUACUACAACAAGCGAGACAAAAAGGCAGAAUGGUGCUCCCGGGAUGCCAGUUCUUGGGGUUGAGUAACAAUGAUAGAUGCAAAAUCUCCACCCAGUUUAUUUUAUGGACCGUCAAUUCAGAUAUUAAGCUACUUGGAUUCACUGUUUUUCCAGCUGAUUGGAAUCAACUUAAUGGUAUAUUGUUUUAUUUUAUUUAUGUUGCAUUAGUUAUGCAAACAAGCUUAUUGUAAUAAUUUUGCAUUACUCUAAAAAGUUUGAAGAAACUUAAGUGUACACCAAUCCUUUUUUC
Messenger RNA from Daphnia carinata, 1436 nucleotides. RefSeq lists its product as uncharacterized. The coding region runs from base 78 to 830 and encodes 250 amino acids. NCBI's taxonomy places the organism in Eukaryota, Metazoa, Arthropoda, Branchiopoda, Diplostraca, Daphniidae. The record is from RefSeq and is a predicted model, not a curated record. The transcript is spliced from 2 exons.